Molecule: messenger RNA, 3731 nt
Organism: Myotis brandtii (Brandt's bat)
Lineage: Eukaryota; Metazoa; Chordata; Mammalia; Chiroptera; Vespertilionidae
Gene: MYO1A
Product: myosin IA
Exons: 27
Coding region: 390-3521 (1043 amino acids)
Biological process (GO): vesicle transport along actin filament; actin filament organization; sensory perception of sound
Cellular component (GO): vesicle; microvillus; plasma membrane
Molecular function (GO): actin filament binding; ATP binding; microfilament motor activity
Source: RefSeq, a predicted model, not a curated record
AGGGCCUCCGUGCAGGGAGGAGAGAGCUUUUGGUGCCUGGCUGUGGGCAAAGCUUUGCUUAUCUUGUCCUCUCUUGCAAGCACAACUGUGCUUCCCCAGGUGCUGCCUAUGUCUUCCUUACCCUGGUGGUCAGAGGCAGGUGGUCCUGUCCCAUCUCUGCCCUGUCCCCACCAACCCUGACCCUGGGCAGAGGAUCCCCCACCUCCUCCCACAGUUAACGUGGGCUAGUCUAGAGGCCUCUCCCAGGUCAGGGGCUCUCUCUAGGGGCUGGAACUGGGGGGCAGAAGGCUCUCCUCGGCCCUUCUGCCUUCUUCCUCUCAGUUAUGGGUCUCUAACGCUGAUCAGAUAUCAAUAAACCAUCCCCUGACCCCCAGGAUCAGCUCCUCAACAUGACUCUCCUGGAAGGUUCCAUAGGGGUGGAGGAUCUCGUGCUCCUGGAACCCCUGGAGGAAGAGUCUAUGCUCAAGAACCUCCAGCUACGCUAUGAGAACAAGGAGAUUUAUACCUACAUUGGGAACGUGUUGGUUUCCGUGAAUCCCUACCAACAGCUGCCCAUCUAUGGCCCAGAGUUCAUUACCAAAUACCAGGAAUGUACCUUCUAUGAGCUGAAGCCCCAUAUCUAUGCAUUGGCAAACGUGGCGUACCAGUCACUGAAGUUCCGGGACCGAGACCAGUGCAUCCUCAUCACCGGGGAGAGUGGAGCCGGGAAGACGGAGGCUAGUAAGCUGGUGAUGUCUUAUGUGGCGGCCGUCUGCGGGAAAGGGGAACAGGUGAACUCUGUGAAGGAGCAACUGCUUCAGUCAAACCCAGUGCUGGAGGCUUUUGGCAAUGCCAAGACCAUCCGCAACAACAACUCCUCUCGAUUUGGAAAGUACAUGGAUAUUGAGUUUGACUUCAAGGGAUCCCCCCUCGGUGGCGUCAUCACAAACUAUCUGCUUGAGAAAUCCCGCGUGGUGAAGCAGCUCAAAGGAGAAAGGAACUUCCACAUCUUCUAUCAGCUACUGGCUGGAGCAGAUGCACAGCUGCUGGCGGCGCUGAAGCUGGAGCGGGAUACAGGUGGCUAUGCCUAUCUGAACCGAGAAGUGUCCAGAGUGGAUGGCAUGGACGACGCCUCCAACUUCAAGUCUGUGCAGAGUGCAAUGACUGUGAUUGGGUUCUCCGAGGAGGAGAUUCGAUGGGUGCUAGAGGUGACAGCCCUGGUGCUGAAGCUGGGGAAUGUGAAGCUGUCAGACGAAUUCCAGGCCAAUGGAAUACCAGCGAGUGGCAUCUCUGAUGCAAGAGGUGUUCGGGAGAUUGGGGAAAUGAUGGGUUUGGAUUCAAAGGAACUAGAGAGAGCUUUGUGCUCAAGGACCAUGGCAACUGCUAAAGAAAAGGUGGUCACUGCACUGAAUGUUGUUCAGGCUCAGUAUGCCCGGGAUGCUCUGGCUAAGAACAUCUACAGCCGUCUCUUCAACUGGAUAGUGAAUCGAAUCAAUGAGAGUAUCAAGGUGGGCAUUGGGGAGAAGAAGAAGGUAAUGGGGGUCCUGGAUAUCUAUGGCUUUGAAAUAUUAGAGGACAAUAGCUUUGAGCAAUUUGUGAUCAACUACUGCAAUGAGAAGCUACAGCAGGUGUUCAUAGAGCUAACACUGAAAGAGGAGCAAGAAGAAUAUAAGAGAGAGGGCAUACCAUGGAAAAAGGUGGACUACUUUGAUAAUGGCAUUAUCUGUAACCUUAUUGAGCAUAAUCAGCGAGGUAUCCUGGCCAUGCUGGACGAGGAGUGCCUGCGGCCUGGGGUGGUCAGUGACUCCACUUUCCUAGCAAAGCUGAACCAGCUCUUCUCCAAGCAUAGUCACUACGAGAGCAAAGUCACCCAGAACGCCCAGCGCCAGUAUGACCACACCAUGGGUCUCAGCUGCUUCCGCAUCUGCCACUAUGCGGGCAAGGUGACAUAUAAUGUGAAUAGCUUCAUUGACAAGAAUAACGACCUACUCUUCCGGGACUUGUCCCAGGCCAUGUGGAAGGCCAAGCACCCACUCCUUCGGUCCUUGUUCCCUGAGGGUGAUCCUAAGCAGGCAUCUCUCAAACGCCCCCCAACUGCUGGGGCCCAGUUUAAGAGUUCUGUGGCCAUACUCAUGAAGAACCUGUAUUCCAAGAACCCCAACUACAUCAGGUGUAUAAAGCCCAAUGAGCAUCAGCAGCGAGGUCAGUUCUCCCGGGAGCUGGUGGCAACCCAGGCUCGGUACCUGGGACUGCUAGAGAACGUGCGUGUGCGCCGGGCAGGCUAUGCCUUCCGCCAGGGGUACAAGCCCUUCCUGGAAAGGUACCGAUUGCUGAGCCGGAGCACGUGGCCUCGCUGGAAUGGGGGAGACCGGGAGGGGGUGGAGAAGAUCCUGGGGGAGCUGAGCGCCUGCACCUCAGAGGAGGUGACCUUUGGGAAGACAAAGAUCUUCAUUAAAAGCCCCAAGACUCUUUUCUACCUGGAGGAGCAGAGACGCCUUAGGAUCCAGCAGCUGGCCACACUCAUACAGAAGAUCUACCGAGGCUGGCGCUGCCGCACCCACUACCAGCAGAUGCGCAAGAGUCAGAUCCUCAUUUCCUCUUGGUUUCGGGGCACCAUGCAAAAGAAGCGCUAUGGGAAGAUGAAGGCGUCAGUAUUGUUGAUCCAGGCUUUUGUGAGAGGGUGGAAGGCCCGCAAGGAUUAUCGAAAAUACUUCCGGUCAGGGGCUGCUCUCACCUUGUCAAGUUUCAUCUACAAGAGCCUAGCACAGAAAUUCCUACUGGGGCUGAAGAACAACUUGCCAUCUACCAGUAUCUUGGACAAAAAGUGGCCAGCAGCUCCUUAUAAGUGCUUCACCACAGCCAAUCAGGAGCUGCAGCGGCUCUACCACCAGUGGAAGUGCAAGAAGUUCCGGGACCAGCUGUCCCCAAAGCAGGUGGAGGUCCUGAGGGAGAAGCUCUGUGCCAGCGAGCUGUUCAAGGGCAAGAAGGCUGCAUACCCCCCGAGUGUUCCCGUUCCCUUCCGUGGUGACUACAUUGGGCUGCGAGGGAACCCCAAGCUGCAGAAGCUGACAGGCAGGGAGGAAGGGCCCGUUCUGAUGGCAGAGACUGUGAGGAAGGUCAAUCGUGGCAACGGCAAGACUUCCUCUCGAAUUCUACUCCUGACCAAGGGGCAUGUGAUUCUCACAGACUCCAAGAAGUCCCAGGCCAAAACUGUCAUUGGGCUGGAAAGUGUGGCCGGGGUGUCAGUCACCAGCUUCCAGGAUGGGCUUUUUUGCUUGCAUCUGAGUGAGAUAUCAUCAGUGGGAUCCAAGGGGGACUUCCUGUUGGUCAGCGAGCAUGUGGUGGAACUGCUGACCAAAAUGUACCGAGCUGUGCUGGACACCACGCAGAGGCAGCUUCCAAUCACCGUGGCUGAGCAGUUCUCAGUGAAGUUCAAGGAGAGCAAUGUGACUGUCAAGGUCACCCAGGGGCCGAGGGGUAAUGGGAAUGGCAAGCUCAGCUGCAAGAAGAAGGGGAGUCAUGGCCUGGAAGUGACUGUAUAGUGAGGAGGUGGCAGGUUCUCCCUCCUGGACCAGCACCAGCCCCACCCACCUUUGUGGGAGAAGCUCAUCUUCAGCCCUCUGAUCAGGGGUGGUGCUCGGAGCCUGAAGAACCCUUGAAGAGGACCUUUCUUCUCCCAGACCAUCCCAGUCCUUUCUCUAAACUUCCUCCCACCCCCAGCCUCUCUGCCCACUAAUAAAACAAGUGACUUC